UGCAAUGAGUUAGCAGCCGUGCUGAAGGCUGGGUUGUUAUUGUGGGACUCAAAGUGGUCUGAGUCUCAGACCCUUAGUGUUCAAGUUCGUUUUGACUUUUGUGGUAGUAAUUUGAUCCCUAAUCGCUGCUCCAGGAAAAUUUGGGCUGAAAGUAGACGGCAGAAUCUGCAAAGAGGCCAAGACAGACACCAUUUGAGGACAUGAUCUGAAUGCACUGCAGAGAAAUGAAAGCACACCUCUGUUUGUUACCUUGAAGCAAGACUUUAGAGUGGGCGCAGUGAGGAUCCAAACAUGACCAAGGAGGAGGAGCUACCAGACUGGCAUUCGGCCCAGGAAUUUUAUCAGAAUUAUGACCCGAAGGAAAUUCUGGGCAGAGGGGUAAGCAGCGUGGUUCGUCGGUGCAUUCACAAACCCACCAGCCAAGAGUAUGCGGUUAAGAUUAUAGACAUCACAGCUGGUAAUUUAUCCCCAGAGGAGGUCCAGGAGCUGAGGAAAGCCACUAUCAAGGAGAUAGACAUCCUUCGGAAGGUCUCAGGACAUCCCAAUAUCAUUCAGCUGAAGGAUAGUUAUGAAUCCCACACCUUUUUCUUCUUGGUGUUUGACCUAAUGAAGAGAGGAGAGCUCUUUGAUUACCUCACAGAGAAAGUCACCUUAAGUGAGAAGGAAACCAGGAAGAUCAUGCGUGCACUGCUGCAAGUGAUCCAAUACCUCCAUUCCAUGAACAUCGUCCACAGAGACCUGAAGCCGGAGAACAUUCUCCUGGAUGACAACAUGAACAUCAAGCUGAUGGACUUUGGCUUCUCCUGCGAGUUGAAUAGGGAUGAGAAGCUCAAAGAAAUCUGUGGCACUCCUGGUUAUCUAGCACCUGAAAUAUUAGAGUGCUCCAUGGAUAAGGGCCAUCCAGGGUAUGGAAAGGAAGUUGACAUGUGGAGUAGUGGUGUGAUCAUGUACACCCUGCUGGCUGGCUCGCCGCCCUUCUGGCACCGGAAGCAGAUGCUCAUGCUGCGGAUGAUCAUGAGCGGGAAGUACCAGUUCAGCUCUCCAGAGUGGGAUGAUCAGUCAGACACAGUCAAAGAUCUGAUUUCCCGGCUCCUGGUGGUGGAUCCUAAGAAGCGCUACACAGUCAACGAUGCGCUGGCCCACCCGUUCUUCCAGCAAUAUGUCGUGGAGGAAGUACGGCACUUCAGCCCUUUAAGGAAACUUAAGGUCAUCUGCCUGACAGUUCUGGCAUCAGUCCGCAUCUAUCAUCACUAUCGGAAUGUCAAGCCAAUUACCAGGGAGGUAAUGAUGAGAGACCCCUACGCUCUGAAACCCAUUCGCAAACUGAUUGAUGCCUGUGCCUUUAGAAUCUAUGGACACUGGGUGAAGAAAGGAGAAGCACAGAACAGAGCAGCCCUGUUUGAGAACACUGCAAAGGUGAUUUUGCUGAGCUUAGCCGCGGAGGAAGCGUUAUUUUGAUUUAUCCCUGAGUAAAACUGCUUCAGCACCAUCUUAGCUUAAGUUUGUAAGAGCUAAGGCGAGCAGACGCUCUGAAAAACUAACCGCAGUCUCCUUUAUGUUUUCCCAAUAAAAUCUCAGUAGAUAAUAUUAAAACCCAGGGUGCGCCAAACCCUGACAUCCUUAUUUGGCCUUCAAAAGACGCCAUGUGCACAAACCUCUGCAGAGCCCCAUCCAACUUCAAUGAGUUUUGCCUGUGUAAGGCCCCCGUGCUUUGGCCUUGCCAGACCGAUAUUCAACUUUCCUACAAAAUUACAUUUAAGGGCCUGGUUUUUUUAGAAGUGGCCUCUAAUUUUGCAGCUGUAAUUAACAGUGUGUGUAAAUAUACCCUCAGAUCAGGCAGGUGAACA
Molecule: messenger RNA, 1847 nt
Organism: Terrapene triunguis (Three-toed box turtle)
Lineage: Eukaryota; Metazoa; Chordata; Testudines; Emydidae
Gene: PHKG1
Product: phosphorylase kinase catalytic subunit gamma 1
Exons: 11
Coding region: 292-1458 (388 amino acids)
Biological process (GO): glycogen biosynthetic process; protein phosphorylation
Cellular component (GO): phosphorylase kinase complex
Molecular function (GO): phosphorylase kinase activity; ATP binding; calmodulin binding
Source: RefSeq, a predicted model, not a curated record